CCUCCUCCUCCUCCUCCUUCUCCUCCUCCUCCCCGUGGUCGUGAUUUCCACCAAGCAAGACCGACAGACUGACAAAAGCUUCUUCCAUUCUUUUGCCUGUCCGCCGGCCGUGUCUGUCUGCUCGUCUGUCUGUCUGUUCAUCUGGUGACGCCGCUACAGCUGUUCCCCUCCCGCCGCCACUGCGUAUAAGGUGUGUGAGGCGGCAGGUAGCAGGCGCCAGGUGGUCACCCCGACACACAACAGGUGUGAUCACGUGGCUUCGUCAUUAGCAGGUGUGCCAUGAGGUGCCGCUACACACCUGCAUAUAUACAGGACCUGAAGCGGAGACUUAAACAGUAAUCGGUUGCCUAACUUCUCGCCAACCCGGUACUUCGUGAAGAUGGGUAGAGAAAACACAACAAGUGACGACUGGAACUACACGCUGCCGAACCUGAUGGAGGCGCUGAUGGAGGUGGGCAGCGGACACGGGCAUGGCGGGGCGUCGGAGGGCAGCGGCAACCCAAUCCUGCAAGACCCCAGCAAGGAACCCCCUCCUACUACCACGCUAUGGGGGACACCACUCACCCCGACCCCUCCCCCUACCACCACCACCACCGCCACCACCACCACGCCCCCGCCGAUCAACAAACCGAUAUUUCCCUUAAACUUCACCCUGCGCACCACUUUAGGGACACUUUUAAGACCUAGGCCGAAUCUGACGGUGCUGGAGCCCUUAACUGCAGGUGCUGGGGGAGGGACAGGGAUGCCGCCCCUUGAGGAUGCCAGCGCGGGGACUUUGGGGAUGCUGGGACCCUCCUCCGACUUGGUUUUGGCCUCAGGGAAUGACUCCUUCGUCAGUAUGGACUAUUCCUACUCUCUCGGGGUCCUAAACGAGUCCUUCCUUAACGCCACGCAGCUCCUGGCGGGGAAUGACACCCUGGAAGGCCCUCUGGUGGACACUGCGGCUAUGGUGGUCACGUCUGUUAUCCUUGGCGUCAUGAUUCUUACGACGGUCAUUGGUAACGUGUUUGUGAUCGCCGCCAUACUGCUGGAGAGGAACCUACAGCAGGUGGCCAACUUUCUCAUCGUGUCCUUGGCUGUGGCGGAUCUGAUGGUGGCCUGCCUCGUCAUGCCCCUGGGAGCUGUAUACGAGAUAAGCAAGGAGUGGAUUCUGGGCCCGGAGCUGUGUGACAUGUGGACUUUUAGCGAUGUUCUUUGCUGCACCGCCUCCAUCCUGCACCUCGUGGCUAUAGCGUUGGACAGGUACUGGGCGGUGACACAAGUGGACUACAUUCACUCGAGAAACGGUACGCGGAUCGGCCUCAUGAUACUGAUGGUGUGGCUGACGGCGGUGGUGGUGUCCAUAGCGCCUCUGUUCGGCUGGAGGGACCCUGACUUCCUGGUGAGGGUAAACGAACACAAGAAAUGCCUGGUGUCUCAAGAUCUCGCCUACCAAGUGUUCGCGACCAUGGCAACUUUCUACGUGCCCCUCACCGCUAUUCUCAUUCUCUACUGGAAAAUCUUUCAAGCGGCGAGGAAACGAAUCCAUAAAAGCAAGUUCGGUGGCAAGAAGGAAGGCGGCCAGCAGCGAGGCACCAACAGGAAAGGAAAGGGCUUGAGGGCGGCGGCGGCGGCGGCAGGUGGAGACGCAGCCCUAUGCACGCCCCCGCCGCCAGCCACAGUGGGAGGGCCGGCCAGGGAAGCCAUCAGACCCAACGGCGUGGCGGAGCAUCAGCAGACCACGGCCUUCACCACAGUCGCCAGCGGAGCGUCCCCUGACAAAUCUUCUAAUAACGGCGCACUCUCCGUCUGCUCCCACGUGUCUGAAGUGUCACGGCAAGAGAUGCUACCGAAGGAGCCGCCGAAGAAGUCCAAGAAGGAGACACUGGAGGCGAAGAGGGAGAAGAAGGCUGCUAAAACACUGGCUAUCAUCACAGGAGCCUUCGUUAUUUGCUGGCUACCCUUCUUUGUGACUGCGCUUCUCAUGCCCAUCUGCCCAGGUUGCUAUUUCUCCGACGUUAUGUUCUCCAUCUUCCUCUGGCUUGGCUACUUCAACUCCACCCUCAACCCCAUCAUCUACACCAUCUUCAGCCCUGAAUUCCGGGAGGCGUUCAAGAGGAUUCUAUUUGGCAGGAAGAACCAGAGAUACAGGCCCGGGAAGACACGAUAAGAACUCCCGCCGGCGUGUCGUCCCUGCUUCACUGAUUGUCACGUGUAUUUCUUUAAGGAGGCGAGGGAGAGUGGAGGCUAUAGAGAGGGAGUAGUGAUGACAUGUAGAGGUGAGCUAGAGAGGUGCUGAGUGGUGGUAAGACUGUUGGUGUCGUGUUAGCAGGUUGUGUUUGUGUCCGUACAUCGUGUGGCGCUUCUGUGUUGUGCGGCGUGGCGGUGUUCAAUAAGAGAAAAGGGAAACGAGACGUGUGUGUGUGUGGAGAAAUAUAUGUACUAGGAAAAAAAGCGAUGAUUAGGAUGAAAACAGGGUAAAAUACAGAACACUUGCAAGGGGUUCUAUAAACACAAAAGGAAAAGGAAAGAAAAAGUUUUAAGAUAUAUAGUAGAAAAAUUAUAAACGCCAGGAAAAGAACAGAAGAUUAAAACUAUUACAGAAAACUUUAUAGACUUAAUAAGGAAAAAGAGGAUAAAAGGAAAAGGAGAACAAAAUGUAUAUGUAUAUGUGUGUAUGUGUGUGUGUGUGGAAUAAAUAAGAGAAGAGAAAAGGAAAGAACAAACAUGGAGCGAGAACAAACAGGAAAAUAGAUGUGGGAAAAAAUAACGUUAAUGAAAGAUGUGCAGACUUGUGUUAGAAGGAAAGAAGGAGAAACACUCGUUCAAACUAAUACGAAAUAAAACUUAGCAUACAAACACGCACAAUGUCUAACAAGAAUGGUACACACAAGAAACAUAAGCAUACAUUCAUACAUACAUACACACAAAUAUACAGAGAGACGAAUUGAAAGGAGAAAAAUAAAGGAUUGUGAAUGAUAAAGAUAAUAUACACACACACACACAUACACACAAUUAGAACUAAGGCAAAAUAGACAAGUAUGUGUGCAGGUGUGUGUGUGUGUGUGUGUGUGUGUGUGUGUGUGUGUGUGUGUGUGUGUGUGUGUGUGUGUGUGUGUGUGUGUGUGUGUGUGUGUGCAUACAUACGAACAAUACAAAACAAUACAACAUUCCAUACAUAUCUGCUGCUUAGUACAAUAUUGUAUUAACGAAAACGAAAAAGAAGAAUGGCUACUGAUUGUGAAUUGGGAAGAAGAAAUUUGGAUAAACAGUGAUGAGUAAAAGUGAUAAAAGGAAAAUAGACAUAGAUGAUAAAC
Molecule: messenger RNA, 3296 nt
Organism: Portunus trituberculatus (swimming crab)
Lineage: Eukaryota; Metazoa; Arthropoda; Malacostraca; Decapoda; Portunidae
Product: 5-hydroxytryptamine receptor-like
Exons: 9
Coding region: 380-2149 (589 amino acids)
Biological process (GO): adenylate cyclase-activating adrenergic receptor signaling pathway
Cellular component (GO): membrane
Molecular function (GO): G protein-coupled receptor activity
Source: RefSeq, a predicted model, not a curated record